Molecule: messenger RNA, 988 nt
Organism: Colletotrichum scovillei
Lineage: Eukaryota; Fungi; Ascomycota; Sordariomycetes; Glomerellales; Glomerellaceae
Exons: 2
Coding region: 551-988 (145 amino acids)
Biological process (GO): negative regulation of ATP-dependent activity
Cellular component (GO): mitochondrion
Molecular function (GO): ATPase inhibitor activity
Source: RefSeq, a predicted model, not a curated record
GCCCAUCUUGAAUACUGCGUACAGCAAGCACAUUGAGUCAGCACGAUUUGGCCACAAGCAGGUGACCAACACUCAGUGGCCUGAGGAAAGCACACUCAGGCAACCUCAGCGCAGCUCUCCGGUUCAGUGAACCAAACAUCGAAGCCGAGAAAUGCCGGCACGACCAUGUUAACGAGAUACUUCGCUCACGCCGGGUAUGACGUAUCACAUCCUCGUACCCCCAUAGUCGGGUGAAGAAGGACAGGCCGGAGUAAGCAAAAGCUCCCUCCCCGACCAAGAAAAGUGACCAGGUACUCCGUAGUUUGACAGGAUCAGAUCAUCCCCUCCUCGUCCAAUAAGCUCUCAAGCAGCAUAGCACCGUAGCCCCCCUUCCCCGAGCAGGAGCUAUUCCAGGCAUUACCAGCACCCAGAUCCCCACAAUCCAACCUAUCACAAAACCCGUUCGACUUGCACCAUCGUCAUCGGCCAACUUGCUUCACUACAAAAACAUAAACACCUCCAAUUGGAAUCCCCAAAACCCCUCGAACACCCUCUAGAUACUUCUUUCAAAAUGAUGCGCAUCGCUGCUACCAAGGCCGCGGCCCGUCCCCUCACUCUCGCCUCGAGAGCUUGCUUCAGCACCACUGCUCGCACCAUGAGCGAGGGCGACACUGGAGCUCCCUCCAAGUACGGAGGCGGUGACGCCUUCCAGAAGCGCGAAAAGGCCAACGAGGACUACGCCAUCCGCCAGCGCGAGAAGGAGAAGCUCCUCGAGCUCAAGAAGAAGCUCAGCGAGCAGCAGGCCCACCUCCAGCAGCUGUCUGACCACAUGUUCGUCCACCACCUUCCACCUUUCCACGCCUUUCCACCUUUUCCGCCUUUUCCACCUUUUCUACCUUCCAAACCCGCCCCAUCCGCGUGCAAUGACGUCGACUUUUGUACAUUUGCUAACGACAGCACCCAAAACAGUGACGAGAUCACCAAGAACCAGGGUGGUGAGCACAACUAA